ACACGUUUACCAAGUCAAAAGGUAUACAAUUACAUGCAAAUCACCACAAAGAUCCAUUUAUACAAACCCGAGUUGGUCAAAAAUGCCAACUAGGUCACAUUCGGUACGUGAUUUACCUGGGAUUGACGUUGAGAGAAGUUCGGGAGGAGCAAAAUCACAUUUGGCCAAAUUUGCAUAAGAGAGGAGGGCCAAUUAAUAUUAAAACACUCAACACUUUGAAAAGGAUGGCCAUCAUCACUGCCUUCUUUCUCUGUUACGUUGACCCAAAAAUCAUCUUCUUCUUCUUCAUCUUAUUCUUCUUCCUACCACGCAACUCGUGUUCUUGAUGGAUCGGAGAUGAUCGGCCCCCUUCUUUCUUUCGAGCUCGUCCUAAAUCUAAUUAGUUGUUCGAUCCGAGUUGACUGCUCCUCCGAUCAACGAUUUCCUUGGAGUUUUUUAGUAGAGGUUGAUAAUCGUUGAAACCCUAGCGUCGAUCUUUGGCUGUGUUCUUGAUCUUCGAAUGGUAACUUGGAGCUUUGAUGAAUUCGCGGCGGUCCAGAUCGGUGAAGCUCGUUUCGUCCACAUCCCUGUCCAUAGAAGUAGAGCUGGGGGAGAACUCACCGAUGAAUCACUCCGUCGACAACACGGUCUACUGCUGCGUGGCCAAAGGGAGCAAGAUCCUCUACUCUUACAGUGGAAAAGACGCGCAGCUGGAGAGCUUGGCCAUCUUCUGCCUUGAGAAUGCGCCGGCCUUCCACCGGUGGUACUUCCACUCUGUCGGCCCCAGGACUUUAGGGUUCUUGAUGGCGGACGGCCACACUUACUUCGCCAUCAUCGAUCCCAGCGUCGGAAAUCCAGUCAUUCUUCGAUUCUUGGAGCACAUUCGGGAUGGUUUCGUGAAGGUAGUAGCAAAGAAUGGUUUGCAGGAUGAGUUAAUGAUGCCCAUCAUCCAGCGGCUAAUUGAAUCACUGGAAAACAUGCCUCCGUCGGCCUUCUCAUUGGACGAUAGCUCCGAGGGGAUCGCGGCGUCCGGCGAUGCUUCUACUUCGACCAAGGCUCCAUUGCUAGGCAAGAAUUGGAACAAGCAUCAUGAAAGAAAGAAGAUGAAGGAUCAAAAAGUAGUCCGAACCGAUGAUGGUGCGGCGGCUGGCGAUCACGGUGCCGGUGGCGGUGUGCUCAAGAUUGAGGUGGCACCAAACAUGUCUGAGCCCAGGAGCUCCAGCUCGUCGAGGCUUUCCGUGCAACAAGGAAGGAGGCUGUGGUGUCGCCGUGUCAAGAUAAUCGUAGCUGUUGAUGUGGUUAUCUGCUUGUUAUUGUUUCUCGCCUGGUUGGCAGUGUGCAAGGGUUUCAGCUGUGUCUCAUAAUGAAAAUUCUGCUGAUGUGGUUGAUUUUCUAGCACUGAAAAUCCAUGAUAUACUUGUUUACAGCGUGGGAUCUGUAUUUGCUGCUGCAAUAUGUAGUAUCUCUUUUAAAAUCAAUUUUUGUUUGUUUGUUUGUUGGU
Molecule: messenger RNA, 1480 nt
Organism: Zingiber officinale
Lineage: Eukaryota; Viridiplantae; Streptophyta; Magnoliopsida; Zingiberales; Zingiberaceae
Product: phytolongin Phyl1.1-like
Exons: 1
Coding region: 519-1343 (274 amino acids)
Cellular component (GO): membrane
Source: RefSeq, a predicted model, not a curated record